Molecule: messenger RNA, 4200 nt
Organism: Aspergillus candidus
Lineage: Eukaryota; Fungi; Ascomycota; Eurotiomycetes; Eurotiales; Aspergillaceae
Product: dynamin-like GTPase vpsA
Exons: 11
Coding region: 1-4200 (1399 amino acids)
Biological process (GO): ATP metabolic process; proton transmembrane transport
Cellular component (GO): proton-transporting V-type ATPase, V1 domain; fungal-type vacuole membrane
Molecular function (GO): ATP binding; GTP binding; ATP hydrolysis activity
Source: RefSeq, a predicted model, not a curated record
AUGUUAGGUUUAGGUCUUCGUCGACUCAAGACACGGCCGUCCUUACUGGAUUUGAUCGCCAGUCAAGCCGUGGUAGAGGAAACAGACUGUGUUGUUGAAGUGGGAUCGAGACCGUCAUCACCGCCCGCGGAGGAGCUGCCACCGCUUCCCGUUUCGCCCACCUCGACCACCUCCCGCAGUGACCGCAGCUGCACCACCACCACCACUUCUACUACUACUGCUACCGAUAGCACGGACAACCUCCACCACCACAAUCUGAAUCAUCUCCCCUCCUCCUUGCCUCCCCCCUCUACAUCUACGCCAUCUACAUACCCGGUUAAGAUGGCCCCGUCCGCCAAGGAUUCCGAGGUCGAGCAUGGCUCUGUCUUCUCCGUCUCCGGCCCCGUCGUCGUGGCCGAACACAUGAUCGGCUGUGCCAUGUACGAGUUGUGCCGUGUUGGUUAUGAUCAGCUGGUCGGAGAAGUCAUCCGGAUCGAGGGUGAUAAGGCUACCAUCCAGGUCUACGAAGAAACAGCCGGUUUGACGGUCGGCGAUCCGGUCACGAGAACGGGCAAACCCCUGUCGGUCGAGCUGGGUCCCGGUUUGAUGGAAACGAUCUACGACGGUAUCCAACGACCCCUGAAGGCGAUCGCCGACCAGUCGAAAGGCAUCUACAUCCCCCGUGGUAUUGCUGUGAAUGCGCUGGAUCGCAAGAAGAAAUGGGAUUACAAGCCGGGUCAAUACAAGGUCGGGGACCAUAUCACGGGCGGUGACGUCUGGGGCACCGUGUUCGAGAACAGCUUGGUAGACGACCACAAGAUCCUCCUCCCGCCCCGUGCGAGAGGCACCAUCACGCGGAUCGCCGAGGCCGGUAGCUACACCGUCGAGGAGAAGCUCCUGGAGAUCGAGUUCAACGGCCAGAAGUCGGAGCACGGCAUGAUGCACACCUGGCCCGUCCGUGUGCCCCGACCCGUCAACGACAAGCUGUCCGCCGAUGCCCCCUUCGUCGUCGGCCAGCGCGUGCUGGACUCGCUGUUCCCCAGUGUGCAGGGCGGAACCGUCUGCAUCCCCGGAGCGUUUGGCUGCGGCAAGACCGUCAUCUCGCAGAGUGUGUCCAAAUUCUCCAACAGCGACAUCAUCGUCUACGUGGGAUGUGGCGAGCGCGGCAACGAGAUGGCCGAAGUGUUGAUGGAUUUCCCCGAGCUCUCCAUCGACGUCGGCGGCCGCAAGGAACCCAUCAUGAAGCGCACCUGUCUGAUCGCCAACACCUCCAACAUGCCCGUCGCCGCGCGGGAAGCGUCCAUCUACACCGGUAUCACAAUCGCCGAGUACUUCCGCGACCAGGGCAAGGACGUGGCGAUGAUGGCCGACUCCAGCUCGCGCUGGGCCGAGGCCCUGCGUGAGAUCUCGGGUCGUCUGGGAGAGAUGCCGGCUGACCAGGGCUUCCCCGCCUACCUGGGCGCCAAGCUGGCCUCCUUCUACGAGCGUGCGGGUAAGAGCACGGCUCUGGGUAGCCCGGAGCGCACGGGCAGCGUCAGCAUCGUCGGAGCCGUCAGCCCGCCGGGUGGCGAUUUCUCGGACCCCGUCACCACCAGUACGCUAGGUAUCGUCCAGGUGUUCUGGGGCUUGGACAAGAAGCUGGCGCAGCGGAAGCACUUCCCGUCGAUCAACACCUCCAUGUCCUACAGUAAAUACACGACGGUGCUGGACCGGUACUACGAGAAGCACCACCCGGAGUUCCCGCGCCUGCGCGAGCAGAUCCGCGAGCUGCUGACCAAGUCCGAGGAUCUCGACCAGGUGGUGCAACUGGUCGGAAAGACGGCGCUGGGCGACUCGGACAAGAUCACCCUGGACGUGGCGGCCCUGCUGAAGGACGACUUUUUGCAGCAGAACGGGUACAGUGACUACGACCAGUUCUGCCCGCUGUGGAAGACCGAGUACAUGAUGAAGGCGUUCAUGGGCUACCACGACGAGGCCCAGAAGGCGAUUGCGCAGGGCCAGAACUGGACCAAGGUGCGCGAGUCGACUUCGGACAUCCAGUCGUCGUUGCGCAGCAUGAAGUUCGAGGUUCCGGAGAACCACACCGAGGUGACUGCCAAGUACGAGAAGAUCCUCCAGUCGAUGACGGAGCGAUUUGCCUCGGUGUCGGAUGAGAUCAACGUCAACGAUCCGAGCUUGAUUUCGCUCGUCAAUAAAUUGCAAGAUGUCUUUUCGACGGUCGGUGUUCAAAAUCCCAUUGAUCUGCCCCAGAUCGCCGUGGUCGGCUCGCAGUCCAGUGGAAAGAGUUCGGUUUUAGAGAAUAUUGUCGGGCGCGAUUUCCUCCCUCGUGGAUCGGGUAUCGUCACCCGGAGACCCCUCGUCCUGCAACUUAUCAACAAACCCGCGAGUGGCGACGGACAGGCGAAUGGAGGAAAGCUCGAGACGACGGACAAGGAGGCCAACAUCGACGAGUAUGGCGAGUUCCUGCACAUCCCCGGCGAGAAGUUCCACGAUUUCAACAAGAUCCGCGAGGAGAUCGUGCGCGAGACGGAGCAGAAAGUCGGUCGCAACGCCGGAAUCUCGCCCGUCCCCAUCAACCUCCGCAUCUACUCGCCCAAUGUCCUGACCCUCACGCUCGUCGAUCUGCCCGGCUUGACCAAGGUCCCCGUCGGUGACCAGCCCAAGGAUAUUGAGCGCCAGAUCCGCGACAUGGUUUUGAAGUACAUCGGCAAGCCCAAUGCGAUCAUCCUCGCGGUGACCGCGGCGAAUCAGGAUCUGGCCAACUCGGACGGCCUGAAGCUGGCCCGGGAGGUCGACCCGGAGGGGCAACGGACGAUCGGUGUCUUGACCAAGGUCGAUCUUAUGGACGAUGGUACCGAUGUGGUGGAUAUUCUUGCGGGCAGGAUUAUCCCCCUUCGCCUGGGCUAUGUGCCGGUGGUCAACCGUGGCCAGCGUGAUAUCGAGAACAAGCGGCCCAUCGCCUAUGCGCUGGAACACGAGAAGAACUUUUUCGAGGGCCACAAGGCUUACCGCAACAAGGCUUCGUACUGUGGCACGCCGUACCUAGCUCGCAAGCUGAAUUUGAUCCUGAUGAUGCACAUCAAACAAACCCUGCCCGACAUCAAAGCGCGCAUCUCCUCCUCCCUGCAAAAGUACACGGCCGAACUGUCGCAGCUGGGCGACUCGAUGCUGGGCAACAGCGCCAACAUCAUCCUGAACAUCAUCACCGAGUUUACGGACGAGUACCGCACCGUGUUGGAGGGUAAGAACCAGGAGCUCUCCAGCAUCGAGUUGUCCGGUGGCGCGCGGAUCAGCUUCGUGUUCCACGAACUCUACUCGAACGGUAUCAAGGCCGUCGACCCCUUCGACUACGUGAAAGACAUGGAUAUCCGGGUCAUCCUGUACAACUCGUCCGGUCCCUCGCCGGCGCUGUUCGUCGGCACGGCCGCGUUCGAGAACAUCGUCAAGCAGCAGAUCAAGCGGCUGGAGGAUCCCAGCACGAAGUGUAUCUCGUUGGUGUACGAUGAGAUGGUGCGGAUUCUCGGCCAGCUCCUGAACAAGCAGCUGUUCCGACGGUACCCGAUGUUGAAGGAGAAGUUCCAUGCGGUGGUGAUUUCGUUCUUCAAGAAGUGCCUGGAGCCGACGAACAAACUUGUCCGGGAUCUGAUUAACAUGGAAUCUUGCUAUGUCAAUACUGGACAUCCCGACUUUUUGAACGGACACCGUGCCAUGGCUAUUGUCCACGAGCGUCAAGCCAGCAGCAAACCGACGCAGGUUGACCCGAAGACCGGAAAACCUCUCCCCCAGCGCGCCAGCAGCCCGACAGUGGAGGCGGUGACGGCGGAGAACCAGGGCGGAUCUGGAUUCUUCGGCAGCUUCUGGGCGUCGAAGAAUAAGAAGAAGAUGGCGGCGAUGGAGCCGCCACCGCCGACUCUCAAGGCGUCGGCGUCGAUGUCCGAGCGCGAGACCACGGAAGUUGAAGUGAUCAAACUUUUGAUCACAUCGUACUACAACAUCGUCAAGCGUACGAUGAUCGACAUGGUGCCUAAGGCGAUCAUGUACACGCUGGUGCAAUACACCAAAGACGAAAUGCAGCGCGAGCUGCUGGAGAACAUGUACCGCAACAGCGAGCUAGACGACCUGCUCAAGGAGAGCGACUACACGAUCCGCCGACGGAAGGAGUGCCAGCAGAUGGUGGAGAGUCUGUCUCGGGCCAGCGAGAUCGUCAGCCAGGUUCAGUAG